AUGCGUUCACUUCUCAUCGUUCUCUCAUUCAUCGUUUUCACUUUCGGAGGACAUUUUCCCGCUUUUCAAAUCUCAACUUGGAAACACGUUUGCGAUAAGAUUUGUGAGAUCGGUGGUGACACGGAGAAAUGCUGUCGUGAUCAUCGGCACGAGUUGGGCGGCUACUGCGAUGCUGAGGGGAUGGCCGUGUGUAGGCGAGCUGUUAUCGCAUCCGGGGUGAAACGCUUCAAUCUUUGCGACAACACGUGCAAGAAUGUGACAAAUGAUCAGACAAAACUUUUGUUGUCGUGCUGUGCAGCGAGCCGAUUCAAAGAAGGAGGCGUCUGUGUCAAGGAAUCCGCAUUUUGUCUUAUU
This is a messenger RNA of Mesorhabditis belari, 354 nucleotides long. Lineage: Eukaryota; Metazoa; Nematoda; Chromadorea; Rhabditida; Rhabditidae. The record is from the annotation of a GenBank genome assembly.